Messenger RNA from Amoebophrya sp. A25, 233 nucleotides. NCBI's taxonomy places the organism in Eukaryota, Dinophyceae, Syndiniales, Amoebophryaceae. The record is from the annotation of a GenBank genome assembly.
GUCAACACUGCGAGAUCGGCCGCGGUCCAGUUGUGCUUUCGGCGGAUCAAGAUGCUACUCCAGCAGCUGAUGAGUGCGAGGACCAAGAAGAUAGGCGUCCGUACCGUCGAAUGCGCCUCUCUAUUCCUUCAACUUCGGCUCGACCUGUUUUCGUACCGAUCUAAAAUGAAAAUUCUAACCGUCAUCUUGUUCAUAGUGAAAAUACGAUUGAUUGUUUGUGAAGAUUGCUGCAC